UAUUGACAUGAUAUGAGGUUCAAGGUGAUCCCAAAUUUUCGAAUUUUUAUGAAAGAAUCCUACAUUGAUUUAUGGUCGUCUUUGAGUUGAAUUGGAUAAGUUGAACACAGGUCUAGUUGGUGCAGAUUUAGUAAUACUGGUACUUAAAGAGAAAUACUACAUUACUAGAUUUUGUAGUAAACUGAACAAGAUGGUUGGUGGUCAAAUCCAUGCUGAGGCGCAAGUUGAUGCAAUAAAAAAGAUUGAGAAUGUAUGCCAUGAACUAAUGCUAUCUGAAGAUGACUACAGGCAGAUAAUGAACCUGCUUCACAAUGAGAUGAAUAAGGGACUGUCUAAAGAGAUGCACGACACUGCUGAUGUCAAAAUGUUUCAAACGUUCAUCCGAUCACUUCCUGAUGGCACAGAGGAUGGAAGCUUUCUGGCAUUGGAUCUGUCGGGUCAGAGUUUCAGGGUGUUAUAUCUCACAUUACACCCUGGUGGUGAGACUAAAGUGGAGCACAAGACCUUCCUUAUUCCGCAGUCUAUCAUGACAGGCAAGGGAGAGCAGCUAUUUGACCAUGUAGCAACUUGCAUAGAGAAGUUUGUGAAAGAUCGAGGUAUUCCAGAGGGUGAGCUUCCGUUAGGGUUUAUGUUCCCAUUCCGUGUACGGAAGACGGGUCUUGCCUCUGCCACCCUGCUGGCUUGGGGGAAGGGCUUCCAGUGCAGUGGGGUCGUGGGGGAAGAUGUUGUCUCUCUUCUACAACAAUCUCUAAACAAACUACAGGGUAUACGUGUGAAAGUGGUUGCCAUAAUGAAUGAUACUGUAGCUACCCAGAUGUCUUGUGCCCAUGCAGAUAAGAACUGUCUCAUUGGCUUAAUACUUAGUAAAGGUAUCAAUGCUUGCUACUUAGAGAAGUUGGAGAAUGUACAGUGUUGGGAGGGGGACCACAAUGAACCCAAAACUGUGAUAGUUAAUACAGAAUGGGGAGCAUUUGGCAGCAAUGGUGUUAUAGAUCAGUUCAGAACAGGCUUUGAUAAAGAAUUAGAUCUAAACUCAAGCAACCCUGGACACCAAAUAUUCGAGAAGAUGAUAUCGGGAGAGCACCUCGGAGAAAUAGUUCGUCUAAUAAUGAUGCGACUUGUCAAUGAAAAACUCCUUUUUAAUGGAGCUGUCUCAGAAGAAUUGCUUACUGCCAACAAAUUCCACACAAAAUAUCUAUCGGAGAUCGAAGGUGACACAAAAAUGAAGGAAGAUUAUCGAAUUACACGUAUGGUUCUCCAUGAAGUAGGUCUGGAUGACGUCACAUCUGAAGAUUGCGCACAUGUGCAGUAUGUCUGCUCUGUGGUCUCAACACGUGCAGCUUACCUUAUCUCUGCAGCCCUAGCUGUGUUAUUAAAUCGUAUUGGGCAAGCUGAAGUCACAAUAGCAGUGGAUGGACCUCUGUACAGGUUCCAUCCCAAGUUUCACGACAGAAUGAUGGACAAAAUAAAUCAACUUGUAAAUACAGACAUACUGUUUACUAUCAAACAAGGAGACCGUCAUGGGAAAGGUUCAGCGCUGGUCGCAGCAGUAGCACAUCGAAUCCUUUCCCAGGGGCACUAA
Molecule: messenger RNA, 1582 nt
Organism: Owenia fusiformis
Lineage: Eukaryota; Metazoa; Annelida; Polychaeta; Sabellida; Oweniidae
Source: the annotation of a GenBank genome assembly